AACUCGUAUUUAAUAUAAUAAUUAAUAGUAGUCUCGUAAUCUUUUCCCUAUGCGUAUAUGUCCGCGAUCGUCGCUGUUGCGAUUAUGAUUCGUCUGUAGAUGUAAUAAUAAUAAUAAUAAUAAUAGUAAUAAUAAUAAAAAAAUUAAUUUUUUUUUCCCCGAAAAGAAAUCAUUUUCCUCUCUCUAUCGACGACGACGAGAGGACGCCGACCGCGUACCGAGAACGCGCCCGCAAACAGUCGCCAGUCGCCACGACAUAUCGGCCGCGAUGUCCGCUUUGACCGCCGGGGUGCAAUACAGUCUGUCGUCGAACCAGAACAAUGGCCUUAUGCCCAAACAGAGGACGGGCAAGAACAAAACGCUGUUCUUCGUCAAGCUGACCGAUUCCUGUCUGAAGGCCGUUGAGGAUUACUUACGGUGCUGUCAACAGGGUAACUCAGAAAACCUUCCAAAACCUAGAAUACAAUUUAAAGGCAAUGAAGGCCAAUUAUGCGUACCGAGCAUAUCAAAAAAUUAUACAUUUGACUUUAGUUUAUCCAAUAAUGAUAUUGCUGCUCCCCGGAGUAGCUUUGAAUGUAUUCGUCAAAAUACUUCAAGAUCAUUAGAAUAUGUUGGUACCUUGAAUAGACAUAUACGAGUACUUGCAAAUGAUGAUGUAUAUGAAGCUACUAGACAUAGAAUGGUUGCUGUCGAAGAAUUACAUAAGAAAUCAUGUACACGGGAAAUUGAACUUGACAGCAAAUCAGCUCUUAGUCGCAAAAUUCGAAAAAAUCCCGCUCAAAUAAGAGCUAGCCGUCAUAAUAAUAAUACUUAUAAUAAUGUUAAUAUUACAAAUAACGUUCCAAAACCUAUAAUUUCCAAACCUAUACCCCCGCAUAUCCCUUCACCAGCCAAUCAUGCAUCAGAUAUUAGUAAAAAACCAUUACGAGAUAGAAUUAUUCAUCUUUUAGCGUUAAGGCCAUACAAGAAACCAGAAUUAAUUAGUAUAUUAAAUAGAGAUGGUUUAAAAGAUAAAGAUAGAACACAAAUUAUGUCAGUUCUUAGUCAUGUAGCACAAGCAAAAGAUAAUGUAUACUAUCUAUUAAGGCAUAUUUGGAAUGAUGUACAAGAAGACUGGCCAUUUUAUAGUAGUCAAGAUCAUAUUGUAUUAAAACGACGAAAGCCUCAAAAUUUAACACCUCCUGGAUUGAGUGAUACUGGAAGCUCUGGCAGCAGUGAACAAUCUCCAAGUAGCACUGUCCCCAGCAGUCCUCCUAAUAAUGUGCAUGGUAACAAAAGGCCUGGUUACUACAAUAGUGCUGAUGGUUUCCAGACAAAAAGAUUGCGUAUUUCACAUUUUAAACGACCAUCGCCUGAAAAAAAAUUAUUAUCAAACAGUCCUCCACCAAUUGUAUCUAGUACUCAAUCAACAAUAAGAUCACCUACUCAUGCACCUUCUCAUACUAAUCCAAUACCAAAAUAUAUUCAAGAUUUUGUACGAAUAACAAACAAGGAGCAAAAGAAGCAAUAUAAAUCAGAAUUCAUGAAAUGUCAUAAAGAAUAUAAACACCUGGCCGAAAUUAUGGAUCCUGUUCGAAAUAAAUUUGCCAAGUUAAAAGAUCGUAUGUUGCUUUAUCCUAAAGGUUCAAAUGAAUAUAAGAUUUUAGAAAACCAAAUAUUACAAGAAUAUAAUGAAAGAAAACAUGAUGAUAAAUAUCAAGCAGCUAAAACACGUUUUGACUAUCUUCAUAAUAAAUUGUCUCAUAUUAAAGAUCUGGUGCAUGACUAUGAUAAACACAAUCCAGUGUUGAUUAGAACUGCAACCCCAGAUUCUUCUUGCCUGUGAGCAAUCAAUUAUUUAUAAUAUUAUUAUUUUUUUUUUUCUAUUUCUUUUAAAUACAAUGUAUAAUUAUUCUAAAUGACAAUUUUUAUAAAACCCAAAUUAGUUCCAUAGCACAAAAGAGAUAGAAAAAUCAGUGACUAAUCACUUAAUGGUUCGCUCAAUGUUUAAAAACUCAGUGCAUUUAUAAUUUUUUACUGUCUUAACAUUGGUUACCGGCUCCAUUAUUUGAUAUGAGCCUAAUGAUAACUUUUAAUGAUUUAUUGUUUUUUUUUUUUUUUUGUCGGGGGGAUUUGGUAUUCAAAUUUAAGAUCUAUUAAAAUACCGUUAAAAAAAUAUGAUUGUGUUAAAACUUAGCCAGAAAUAUUUAUUUUAUUUUUAUUUUUGUUUGUAUUAAAGUUUAACACUAAAGAUCAAAAUUGUUUAUCACACAAGUGCUUGUUUUCUUAUUUUGGAUGAGCUUGAAGUAUGGCAGCUGUAUACACAUGUAACUAAUUAGUUUCCUAUUGGCUGUUUGGAAACAUUCAUACUUUUAAUUUGUUAACUUAAAUUUAGGGUUGUGUCAACGUACGACAUGUAUCCAAUUAUAUGCCAUGCGAUUGGUUUCAAUUAUGUUGGUUUAUUCAAAUUAUGCAUAAAGUAAUUUUUUCAAUUACAUUUAUUAUAUAAAUGUAUGGUGGUAAUUAUGAAUUUGAUAUUGACAUGAAUACGUAUUACGUAGCAAGUUUAAAUGUUUUUUAUUAUUAUUAUUAUUAUUAUUAUUAAUAUUAUUGUGAUUAUUAUGUUAUAUUGUUUUUUAUUUUUAUGAUUAAAAACAAAAUCCAAGUCUUACAAACAGUAAGAACUUGGUAUACAUCUUAAUGUUUUGAAACUAUUAAAUUUAGCUUUUACAUGGUAUACAAUUUAAUAUUAUUUUUGUUAGGAUAUAGUCAUUGAUAUUUUAAUAAUUAAAAAAAAAAAAAAAUAAUUAAAAAAAAUAUAUAGUUGUUUAUUUAUUUUUAUAUUUUUAAAUUAACAAACACCAAAUAGAAAUUUUAGAAACAAAUAAAUAUUAUUCACAGCUAGUAACUAUAUAAAUAUUUUUAUGAAAAAUUAAUAUUAUUAAAGCAAAACAAAAUUAUCUCAGAUAAAUCAUGUAUUAUAUUUAAGUGAAUAUUAAAAAGUAAAUAUUAUUUUAUAUAUUAAUGAUAAAUUAGUAAAUACAUUUAAAUAUUUUAGUUUAAACUUAGCUUAAAGAAGUUAUUUUUUGAAUGAAACAUUAAAUUAACCAUUUAAUAAUCUUUCAUUACAAGUAUUGACAUUUAAACUUGCUAUGUCUAUAAUAAUAGUUUAUAGUACAAUUUGGGAAGCUCAUUCAUCAAAUUAAAUGCAGUUAUAAAAUAUCAACCAAGACUUGUAUAUGUUAGGGUUUUACAUUAUUAUUAAUUUUUAACACUGUGAUAUCUCGAAUGUUUUGCCCUAAAUAAAAAUGAUUUGAAGACUGAAA
Messenger RNA from Aphis gossypii (cotton aphid), 3305 nucleotides. RefSeq names its product RNA polymerase II elongation factor ELL (gene Su(Tpl)). Gene Ontology annotation, biological process: transcription elongation by RNA polymerase II; snRNA transcription by RNA polymerase II; positive regulation of transcription elongation by RNA polymerase II. Gene Ontology annotation, molecular function: cis-regulatory region sequence-specific DNA binding. Lineage: Eukaryota; Metazoa; Arthropoda; Insecta; Hemiptera; Aphididae. Gene Ontology annotation, cellular component: transcription elongation factor complex. The coding region runs from base 269 to 1825 and encodes 518 amino acids. The transcript has 9 exons. The record is from RefSeq and is a predicted model, not a curated record.